Centropristis striata (black sea bass) is the source of this 2210-nucleotide messenger RNA. It is a transcript of the gene tada3l, whose product is annotated as transcriptional adaptor 3 (NGG1 homolog, yeast)-like. The record is from RefSeq and is a predicted model, not a curated record. Gene Ontology annotation, molecular function: transcription coactivator activity. The coding region runs from base 534 to 1829 and encodes 431 amino acids. The transcript has 8 exons. Gene Ontology annotation, biological process: regulation of transcription by RNA polymerase II. Gene Ontology annotation, cellular component: SAGA complex. NCBI's taxonomy places the organism in Eukaryota, Metazoa, Chordata, Actinopteri, Perciformes, Serranidae.
GCGUUCCUAACUCCGCACAAGUGGGAGUACGUCUUCUAUAAAACGAGCGUACCCUAAGACGCGUCUAUUCCGCUCUGUGAAUAGGGGGCAUAGCGCUCUACAAUCGUUGGUUUAACAGUCAUUUUGACUUUUUGUAAUCUGUUAUUUAAGAAAACAUUGAAAUAACAACGAUAUAACCUAAAUAUGACCCAGUUAAAAAGCUCAAUGCCGGAUAUAGCGAAAACUGUAUUUAAUGCACCAAUAUAACAAUAUGGUUCCUUCCGAUGAUACCAUUCUUGCAUUAGGCUAAUAUAAUGACAACUACUUAAUUUUGUUUUGAUGGAUGGUAAGGAUUGAAAAUACUUGUUAUUUUUCGUACUGUGUUUCGCAAUGUUUUUAAUUAUUUUAAAAUUGUUAUUUUGUUGGAAAUAUCCGAUCUUUUCGUUGGAAAUGCAUUUCACACCCCUCUCCGAUCACAAUGGUUUUUCCCAUCAUGGCCACCAUUCACUGACGUUAAUUCAGACACUGCAAGCUGGUCUCUGCCUCACAGCACCAUGAGUGAGCUGAAGGACUGUCCCCCACUGAAAUACUACGACUUCAAGCCGGUCGAACAUGUCAAGGUGUGUCCUCGCUACACCGCUGUGCUCGGCCGCUCAGAGGACGAUGGCAUCGGCAUCGAGGAGCUGGACACCCUGCAGCUGGAGCUGGAGACACUGCUGUCCUCAGCCAGCCGCCGCCUCCGAGCCCUGGAGGAGCAGAGACAGAUCCUCACAGAUUGGCAGGACAAGAAGGGAGACAAGCGCUUUCUGAAGAUGGGAAAAGACCCAGACCCAGCUGCCACUUCUCGCCACAAACCAAAGAAACAGAAGUUGGAUGGCAAAGGUGGACACGCACCAGGUCCAGGUCCUGGCAGACCCAAAUCCAAAAAUCUGCAGCCUAAAGUCCAAGAGUAUGAAUUUACUGACGAUCCACAAGACAUUCCCCGCACUCCUAAGAAUGACGCACCCAACAGAUUUUGGGCAUCAGUGGAGCCAUAUUGUGCUGAUAUCACAAAUGAAGAGAUACGAUUACUAGAAGAGCUUCUGAAACCCCCAGAGGACGAGGCGGAGUAUUUCAAAAUUCCAGCUCUGGGGAAACACUACUCCCAGCGGUGGGCUCAGGAGGAUCUGCUGGAGGAGCAGAGGGAAGGAGCACGAGCCAAUGACAAGAAAAAGAGCCUGAUGGGGGGGCCGCUGUCAGAGCUGGAUGCAAAAGAUGUGGACUCCCUGUUAAAAAAGUCAGAGUCCCAACAUGAAUCACCAGAAGACGGAUGUCCCUUCGGUCCUCUCACACAGCGCCUGCUCCAGGCACUUGUCGAGGAGAACAUUAUAUCCCCCAUGGAGGAUUCUCCUAUACCUGACAUCUCAGGGAAGGAUGCUAAUGACGGCGCUGGGACUUCUCCUCGAAGUCAAGGAAAAGCUUUUAGUGUGCCUCACACACGUUCUCUGGAGGCUCGGAUCAAGGAGGAGCUGGUGGCUCAGGGGCUGCUGGACUCAGAGGAGCGACCAGGACCAGGAGGAGACUCUGAGGACGAGGUCCUGGCAGAGCUGCAGAAGAGACAAGCAGAGCUCAAAGCCCUGAGUGCUCACAACCGAGCACGUAAGCAGGAGCUGCUCCGGUUGGCCAAAGAGGAGAUGCGCAAGCAGGAGCUGAGGCAGAGAGUCAGAGUGUCCGACAAUGAGGUCAUGGAGGGAUUUCGGAGAAUCAUGGCAGCCAGGCAGAAGAAACGCACUCCAACCAAGAAGGAGAAAGACCAGGCCUGGAAAGCACUCAAGGAGAGGGAAAGCAUCCUCAAGUUACUGGAUGGAUAACACGAAAAACUGUUUGUCUUAUUUUUAUCGACACAAAAAAAAGCCGGGAAAAACAUCUUUUCCCCUCAGAUUGACACAGAUUAGAGCAGCUGUGACAGCUGUUAGAUGGUCAGUGAACAGCUGUAUUUACGACAGUGUAUGAUACAGUUUACUGCAGCUCUGUGAUUUGAGUAGGAACAUUUCUGUAGUAAUGUUUAUGUCAUGUACAGCAAAAUGCUCAAAUGAUCAGUAGCAUUUAGUACGCAUCAGAGACUUUUCUCUUUUUGUUGAAUUUUUCUCUUGUCAGUUGUAUUUUUAUGUUGUAUUUUCUUUUUACCAUUGUAAUGCUAUGAAAACAAUACACAUGAAUGUUUGUUUGAAUAAAUCAGUAUCACUUAAAGG